Paracoccidioides brasiliensis Pb18 is the source of this 186-nucleotide messenger RNA. RefSeq lists its product as uncharacterized. The record is from RefSeq and is a predicted model, not a curated record. Bases 1 to 186 code for a protein of 61 amino acids. The transcript is spliced from 2 exons.
AUGGAGGCCGAUGUCAAAGAACUUUCUGGCCGCAAGGGAGCCAGCGGGGGUGUAAACCCCAACCCCUUACCUAAAGCUUGCGCUGAUCGGAGUAAUGGUGCUGAUACAGAGAACAAGAGACGUUUUUUCUCACGUGGCACAGAGCAUGGCCUCUUCGGCUACUGGUUGUUCGUUCAAUGGUAUUAA